AUGGUUGAGCUCCAUGAAAUUUUAGAAGGAUCUUCAUCUUCUUCAUCAACUCAAGCUCAAAGAUAUGACGUAUUUUUAAGUUUCAGAGGUCUCGACACUCGUAAUAGUUUCACUGCUUACCUUCAUAAAGCUCUCAUGGAUGCCAAUAUCAAUACCUUCUUGGAUGAUGAAGAGAUUGAAACCGGGGAAGAUCUGAAACCAGAAUUGGAGAGUGCCAUUAAAGCAUCUAGAGCUUCUGUUAUCAUUUUGUCUAAGAAUUAUGCUAAUUCAACGUGGUGUCUUGAUGAAUUGGUGCUGAUCCUUGAGCAACGUAAGACAUGCAACCAUAUUGUUAUCCCCAUAUUUUAUCAUGUUAAGCCCACACAUGUCAGGAAGCAAGAAAGUAGCUUUGGAGAUGCAAUGGCUAAGCAUAAACAGAUGAUGGAGGCGGAGACAAAUGCAAAUAAAAGAAGAAAAUGA
This is a messenger RNA of Lactuca sativa (garden lettuce), 459 nucleotides long. Lineage: Eukaryota; Viridiplantae; Streptophyta; Magnoliopsida; Asterales; Asteraceae. The record is from RefSeq and is a predicted model, not a curated record.